ACUAGGACCUAGGAGGCGUCUCAUCCACCCUGGCAGGAAUUUCUUGCUUGGAGCGCAGACAACAAAGGCAGAGUGAGCCUGCUUUUCUUUCUCUGAGCAUCUCCACCCUGCACGCUGAAAACCGCUUCAGAUCUUUAGGGUUCACCAAACUAUGGAACUUGAUUUUGGACACUUUGACGAAAGAGACAAGGCGUCCAGAAACAUGCGAGGCACACGGAUGAACGGCUUGCCCAGCCCCACUCACAGCGCUCACUGUAGCUUCUACAGAACCCGGACCUUACAGGCGCUCAGUAACGAGAAGAAAGCCAAGAAGGUUCGUUUCUAUCGCAACGGGGACCGCUACUUCAAGGGGAUUGUAUACGCCGUGUCCUCCGACCGCUUCCGAAGUUUUGAUGCCCUCCUGGCGGACCUGACCCGGUCCCUGUCCGACAACAUCAACCUGCCUCAGGGAGUGCGCUACAUUUACACCAUCGAUGGCUCGCGGAAGAUCGGCAGCAUGGACGAGCUGGAGGAAGGGGAGAGUUACGUCUGCUCGUCCGACAACUUCUUCAAGAAGGUGGAGUACACCAAGAACGUCAACCCCAACUGGUCUGUCAACGUGAAGACCUCAGCCAACCAGAAAGCACCUCAGUCCCUGGCCAGCAGCAACAGUGCCCAGGCCAAGGAGAACAAGGAUUUCGUGCGUCCCAAGCUGGUGACCAUCAUCCGCAGCGGGGUCAAGCCGCGCAAGGCCGUGCGCGUGCUCCUCAACAAGAAGACAGCCCACUCCUUCGAGCAGGUCCUCACUGACAUCACUGAAGCUAUCAAACUGGAGACAGGGGUGGUCAAAAAGCUCUACACCUUGGAUGGGAAGCAGGUGACCUGUCUGCACGAUUUCUUCGGGGAUGACGACGUGUUCAUCGCCUGUGGCCCCGAGAAGUUCCGCUACGCGCAGGACGACUUCUCCCUGGACGAGAGCGAGUGCCGGGUGAUGAAGGGGAGCCCAGCAGGGGCCACGGGCAGCAAAUCCUCCCCCACCCCUCAGAAGAGCUCGGCCAAGAGCCCCGCGCCCAUGCGCCGCAGCAAGUCCCCGGCCGAUUCAGGUAACCACCAAGAUGCCAACGGGACCUCCAGCAGCCAGCUGUCCACCCCCAAAUCCAAGCAGUCCCCGAUCUCCACGCCCACCAGCCCCGGCAGCCUCCGGAAGCACAAGGACUUGUACCUGCCUCUGUCUUUGGAUGACUCGGAUUCCCUGGGAGACUCCAUGUAGAGUGAAAUGUCCACCUUGCAUUUGGGAUACAGCAAAGUACCUCUGCCACACAAGCAGAUCGGUGACUGGUGCUUUCAAGUCAAAGGACACACGGUUAAAUGUCAUUUUUGUUCUGUGAUUUCUCCUCUCUGUGCCACAAACCAACACCUGCCAGUCUAUAGAGAUAGAGGGAUACCAUUCUUCUAAGUCACAGGGGUGCAAAAUGGGCAUUGUGAGAAAUUUGGGGCCUCCGUGCCAAGGAUUCUGUGCAUUUCCCAUUUUCUUCUGUUGUUUCUUCUGCUGCUGCAACCAUGUGGUUUUCCCAGUGUUAGUGAAGUAGUUUCCCUGGAGGUGUGCAGAUGGACCCCUUGCUGAGCAGUUUGCAAGCUGGAGCAGGGCAGAUGAUGUUCUCCACCUGUGCAAACUGCCAGCUCACCUGCUUCUCAUUCACAGCCCCACUUUUGGCACCUGCACUCUAAAGAGUCUUGGUUUUAUUGUGGAGGACAGGAAGGGAAUUUCUAGUUGUAUGCCUAAUAUGCCAGCAGAAGCUUGGAUGAGAUUAGGAAUGAUUGUGUCAGAUGCUAAGUAAGGUUAGUACAACAAUUCAAAUUAUUCAAAUAUUGUUUGGGAUUAUUUUUAAUGAUUAAGCAAAAAACCAUAAAUCAGCUGAGUUAUCUGGAGUAGAACACCUUCCACAUGCAGUGCUGCUAGCUGAUAACAAAUAUUUAUACCUCCCCUAUGGUAUCUCUCUAUCUCUGUUUGUAACAGUAAUGCCUUGUGAACAGCCAACACUGAAAACACUGUGAGAAUUUGUUUUCAGGUUUGACACCCUAUAGGUCACUUUUUAUAGCAAAAAAAUCAAUACUCUUUUUAUAAUGGAAAACCUUUUAUCUGUGUUUUGGGAGUAAGGAUUCAAGCUCCUUCUUUUUUAUAAAAGCUGGUAGUUUUCUUUUGCUUAAAAAACACGUUCAGAAAAAAAAAAGUACAAAAAAAACCAACCACAACUGCAGAACAAUAAUAACAGCAAGUCAAUUUAGAAAUCUUGUCAUCACUGCCAAAACAGACACGUGUAGGGGGGGAAAAAAUGGUCAAUUCAAAAUAUUGAAUGUUUUGAUAGUUUUUGUAAUGUUUAAGACUACGUAUUUGGUUUUUUACACUUCAGUAUUCCUAACUAUGGCCAGAUUCUCUACUUAUAUAACAAAUGAAGUUUUGUGGUGUUCUAAAAACUUGUAUUUUAAGAAACUCUUCUAUCUGAGAAAAACAAACUCGCUGUAUUUAGAGAAGCUUUUGCUUUUAUUAAUCAGUAAUGCCUCCUCCAGAAUGCAAAGUUCAUCUCCUCACGCAGGGCUGGUGGUUUUUACUGCGCCAAAGCUUCGUCCUAGGCCAGCUGCCAUUGCCUCCCUCCCUCAUGGAAUAAGCUUUGAUGAAACUGAUUCUUGCAGAACUUUACCUAAAUGAAAUCUGUGCAAUCAAGCCUUUCUUUGUUGCUCUAUUUGCUUUUUUUCUAUUUUUUUUUUCCCCAACGUAGACACCUACUCCCUGUUGCCUUGCAACCCCUUGUGGUUAGGAUGGAUUUUAUCCUUGUGAUGUUUGAUGCUCCAUGAAUGCUGGGUUGUUCCCAAAGCCACUCCACGUUUUGUUUGCUUGCAUUGCUGGGAUGAAACAAUCUGUGCAGGCUGCAUCUUUCGAGGCUCGUGUGACCAUACUUAUAAUGCAACUUUUUAAAAGAGAUUUACCAGAGAGAGGCCAGGAUUGGGAAUUGUCAAGGGGUCAGAGUUAUCAUGCACCAAAUUUGCACCCAGUAGUCUUAGUGCAUGAUCAUUUACAGCCAGAGUUUUGCACAAGGAGCCAUUUGUUCUCACUGAUAGCUUCAUUGGAUUGAAUAACUCUCUGCCUGCACAACUGCUAAAUGGUCAUUUUAAAUAUUGUAAAUAGAGUCCUGGGGUUAGUUCACAGGCUAAGGGCUCGUUGAGGGUUUGUGGGGGGAAGGAUGGUGCUGUGGACAAAGCUUGGGUGCAGCAGUCAGCACGCCUCUCAGCCCUUGGCAUUGCUGAAUUUUGUGUCUGAAUGGGAGCAGGUCUCUGAGUAACCCUGUGCCUCAAUCUGUCUGUCUGUCCCUGCAGGGACAGCUCUGUUCUACCUCACUGGGGGUUGUGAGGCCAAAUGUUGGUUAACAUUUGUCAACUGUGCUUUCAGAUCCUCUAACAGAAGGUGCUGAAAUAUUCUGGGUGCAGAUUUGGUUAUGGGUGCUAAUUUUUGGCUGUUUAAUCCUGUGAGUGCUACUGUUGACAUUGGUCAUGAGCAAAUAACUUUCUUAAGCAUAAGGAUGUCAAAGGCCUUGGUUAUGCUAAUAACAAUAUCAUUCAUCAGAGCUUUUGUCCUAGGGAAAGCUUUAGUGGGACAGGUAACUUGACAUGCUUUUACCCUCUCCUCUGUUCUGUUGGUGGAAAUCUCAGAGUCCCCAUCUGAGUCUCUGCCUCUCCAGGGACCCUGAGCAGUCACCAUGGAUGGAGUGGAGCUGCAGUCCAGGGUGUUGUCACACGGUGGCAGAGGCCAUUCCUGUCACAGUCGGGGUGAGCCUGUCCUGUCCUGCCAGCUUUCCUCAGAUAAACCAGGAGACCAGCCAUGCAGUCCCACCCAGGUUCUUGUGCUGCUCAGUGCAGGACACUCACCACAGCUCCACCAGGAAACCCAAAUCUGGGCUGCCCUCUGCUCAGCAGCCUGAGCUGUGGUGGGAGGAAAGGAGUCUGGGAGAUGGUCUCAGCCAGUUUGUGUAAGAGAAAGCAGGAUCCCAAGGGAGGAAUGAUCCUUUGUUGGGAUGGUUGUUGAGAAGGGGUUCCUUUUCUUCCUGCCAAAAGCUCUGUUUGGUCAUUUGGAGAUGCUUUCCCUGGUGGAGCAUCACUGAGGAAUCACUGAGCUCUCCCUCCUGAGCUGCACCUGGUGACAUCUCAGACCUGAUCCUGCCAGCUUUCCCUUGGGAAUGCAGCUUUGUUUGCAUGAGGAUCAUCCUGUGGUGGGGCUGAGCCCAGCAAUUCCUUCAGGGAAUUAGGGGGACCUUGAAAAGGCCUAAAAGGAUUAAAAUAAAUUGUUCAGUGGGAAAAAUAGCCAUUCAAACCAGCAGAAGCCACAAAGAAAACAGGGUAUGAGGUCAGACUCCCAAGUUUUAAGAAGCAAUUUUCUAGGUAGAAAUGCCUGGGCAGUAGAAGUCAGUGAGCAUUUCAGCUGUAGCAUAGAGUGAAGUCUGUAUUAAUGCCAAUAUUGCAUGAGUUCUUGUACAGAAAUGCAUGUGGAAUGUUACAUACAUUCAGAGCUAGUUAUCUUUGCCUUUUUAGGAUCCCUCAUCUAGAUUUGAAUACAAAGAGAAACAGUGCACAGGCAUCGGACCUUAGUUACUGAAACAGAAGAACAGUUGUGAUUCGGGAAAAAACCCUAAAGCUUUAAUUUUAGCACGUGCUUUACUCCUGUUGGCUUUUCAUGAGAUUAAGCUUGGGUUUGGUCAGAAAGCUUUCCUGAACUGCUGUGAAUUAGUAAUUACUUCCAAUUUACUAUGGCAAUUCCAGACCCUGUGAGAUCCUGGAGCAGAUGAUAGUAAUUCCACUAUACACUCCACAGUUCACCUUUCAUAUUUAUUUUUUUUAACAUUUACAAGCACAUAAAGCUCCACAUGAUAUGAGGAUUUGCCAUAUUAAUUCUGCUAUAAAACCCCUGUCUAAUUUGCCUCAUGAGGCUGCCUUUAGUGCUUUCAGAGACUAAUUGAAUCACUGAGACUAUAUUGUUUUAAAACAAUACAGUAUUUAAAAACAAAUUGGAGAAACUCUUAAAGUAGCAGGGCUUUGUUUCUUUGAAAUCUGUCUUUAUUCAGAAUAAUUUAGCAAAUUUGCAUAUUAAGAUGCCUGUUUCAGACACAGUCCUUAGGAAGGAAUAGUACAGGCAGAAAGGUUUAGCAUUUUUACACUCAGGUGAUGGUCUUGACUGUAGAAGAUGAGUAAUGCAGCAAAACCUUCAGCCUUGGGAUUUUUAUCACUUGUAAAGCAUUUAUAAUCCUGAAGUUUCUGGUUUAAAGCCUCAUCUGGUGUAUGAUUUGGAGCUAGUUCAGUUCCACCAGCUAAAUAUCUUGAAGUGAUUUGGAAAGAGUUUGAUAAUGAGAUUUUACGACGUGGUGGGAGUUGGAAGCAGCUUUUCCCUACCACUGUCUGUGUUUCCAAUAUCUGCACAUUAUUUAUGGUCUUCUCAGGAGCUAGAAACCCUAACUGUGUUAUUUCCAUAGAUAAUAGAAGAAUCCUGCUUAGAAAACAACUUCCACAUCUCUCUCACCCUCAGCUAACACACGUGGCCAUACAAAAACCCACACGCUUGGUCGAGCUGCUAUUUCUCUCUCAUUUGCUUGUUCAGUACUUUUGAAGGGGAAAAAAAGGAGGCAGAACCAAAAGUUGUGGCAAACAGCAAAGCAGUGUCACACCCAGGCAUUUCCAACGGGAAGCAAGGGCAUUGAAGUGUUCAUUUCUCCUUAUCCAUGUGGAUAACAUUUCCUAGGAUGCCUUGCCUUUGCCUUUUCAUGCCUUUGAGGGCAGUGCUGCUCAUCCUGCUGCUUCCCAGCACAGCCCGUGGGGGUGCUCUGGGAUUCCAGGCUGAAUCCCCACCCAGACACUGUUCCAGGGACAGCCAUCCCUGGAAGUGAUGAUUUCUCUGCAGGGGUCCAGUGUGGAUUUUGCAGCCUGAGCCUCCCCCAGUGUGCUGAGAACACUGGAGUGAUUUUGUGGCUGACCUCCGUGGUGCCCCACAGCCAUGCAAAGCAACCAAGGGUUCCCUUCCGCUGUAGUAGAGGCAGAAACAUUUUUAGGGAAAGGGAUAAAAAAUAGCCAAGUAAAGAAGAUAUAAAAUUAGCCUAGGAAGUGUCUCCUCAAGCUAAGACAAUCCAUAACCAGAGAACAGCUCUGUAGAGGUGUGUGGCAAACACACCAGGUGCUGAUCAUGGCCAUGAUGGAAUAAAACAGCUUUUUUUUUUUUCCACGUGGUGACUUAGGCUCCAGGUCAAUUUUCUGGUUGCUGAUGACAGGCUGGGACAGUGUUUGGGACUGGUGAGGUUCUUUGUAGAAGAAGCAAAUGGGUGGCACGAGAUGAGGAUCUUUUUUCUGUGUAUCUAAAGAGUCAGGCCAGUCCAUGCAACAGGAUGAGUGCUCUACACAAGACCCCUGGAAGGAAUCCAGCUGGAAACCCACCCUAGUGUGAUGAGAACAGGAAGGUGAAGACUUUAAGUGCCUUCUAACAUCCCUUGGGCUUCAGAAGCAGGACUGUGCAUGUGCCCAGCAAGGCCUGAGGUUCAAUGGCCUUAACCAAAGGAGACAGGGCAAUUUUAAUUCUUGAGGUAUUUAGCACAUCUCUUGAAAAUUGCUGUCUCCAGAAUCACAGAAUUCUUCUGUCCCAUCUGCAUGAAUCUGAGCCCCUCCACAGUACCUCAGGAAAUGUAAAAGCUGAGUCAUGUGUCUCACAGGACACAAGACUGCUCCUCACUGUGGAGAGAACAGGGCUGGGUGCUGCUGCAGUGGCUCUUGAUUCUGCUGUUCAGAUGUUCUUCAUCUCCUCCUCUGCUCCUGGCUCGAGAGCUGCUUUCUCCUGGUGCUGCAGGUGAAGGGCUGGGAGCAGCAAUGUACAGACCCCUCCUUGCUUUGUUUUGUUUCCUCUGGAACAGUUCCAGUCAGUGAUGACUGAAGGUCUGAGGCCAAGGUGACAAACCCACGUUUUAACAGGGAGAGGGGAGAUUUUCAGGGAAUAUCAGUAGGUGGGUGGAAAGACUUUUUCCAGCAGUGCCAUUGCACAGCUGUUCUGACAGCAUCCCAGCUGCAGGGCAGGUGUGAGUACUACACCUGCAGAGGGAAAUGUGGAGUUUUGGGGUCACAGACCACUCUCCAUCCCUUGGGACACUGCUUAGAGGAGGUCAAGCACAUCAACACCUAUAUUUGGCCAACAGAUGAGCUUCUGAGCAAAUGAGAAUCAAACUUAGUGGAUUCAGCAGCGGGUUUCAGAGCUGUUGGGAUGUGGCACAACUCUGGACAGGUCACUUCUUCUUGUGCCAGUGCACAGAGGGCUGGUCCCAAUACUUCCCUCCACCUGUAGGGUGCUUUAAGAUAAGCUGCUACUAAGAGCUUGAUUUUAAAAUGUAUUCAUUGCUCAGCAAAGUCUGAACAUGUUACAGGAGCAAACUGGCAAGUCUCUCACAGAACUCUGACUCUCUCAAAACUCUGCUGUAAAAAUGCUGAAGUAUUUCAGUCAUAGGGAAAGAGAGACACCUCAUUUUUAGUUUGCCAUUGAAACCAUUGGGGAGCCAGCAACAUCCUGGGAGGAAGGAGAUAGCCUGAUCCAGCAGCCCAUUUCUCUCCUGCCUGAAUACAGCCCCCACUGCCCCUCUUUUUGUUAGAUGUACGUGCACAUAUCAGGGGCAAUUUGUCCUAGUAGUCAAAAUAUGGGCCUUCUGUUUACAAACAGUGAAUAAGCCUAAUUAUUUCAGUGGCUUUCUACCAGGAAAACAGUGGGCCAGGUGUUGAAAACCUUGUUCAGAAAGUGUUUGUGGCCAGAUGUCCACAUGGGAGAGAGCAGUGUCCUUGCUUAGUGCACUGAACUCACCUCUUGUGACUCUUUAUCUCCCUGAACUCAGGGCUCUUGAGCCUCUUUGGAGGCUCCCUAGGUCUGACAGUUUAUCACUGAAACUGAAGAAAAAGGAGGAUGCCCAAAGGGAAUUACCAAAUCUUGGCAGUAAUUAAUCUGUCAGCUGAAAAAGAGAAAGCUGGCAUCACCAGGGAAGGAUGCCAUGAUGGAAAACACAGGGCAGGAAGGGGAAAGCCUGUUCCUUAGAGGAAUGGUGGGGGAUGUUUGUUAGCAGGUAGGCACUGAGUCAUGGAAUGAGCUGGAGCUUCAGAGAAAAUGCAGUGGCAGGGAGAGCACGAGGCACAGCACUGGAGAUGUCAGUGCCACUGAUGUGUGGGAAUAAUGAAAGACAAAAGGAAGAAAUUCCAGGGACAAACAGAGAAGGAGGCUGGGGCUAGCUGAGGAUCUGUGGCUGGGUGUGGAUGGACAGAAGAGCAGCAGAGCUCCUGGCUGUUUGUUGAGUCAUGUCCCUGCAGGGACCUAGUCCAGGGGGGUGUCUGUCCCUCAGUCUGUCCCUCUCCCCUUGGCAGGAAUAAGGCCAGACCUGGCUGCAGGCAGGAGGACUUGGAGUGAGGCUCCUUCCCUGCUGCUGUUUGACUCUCCUGCCAGCAUGUGCCAUCCCUCAGAGGGACAGGGAAUAUCCAGCCCUGUGCUGAAGGACAGCACCAGGCUGUGGGCUGGGUUUAUUUACCCUCCUCCCUGUGUCAGAUCAGAAACAGCAAUCACUGAUCAGCACGCCCUAGCCUGGGGAGGACAGACCUGGCACUCUGGGGGGUGUGAGAGAACAAUGAGGGCACCUCAGAGCCUCCCACCCCUUCCCACAGAGCUCAGCAAACUCUGGGAAGGGUGGCAGCCAGGGUGAAAAGGCAGGAGAGACUCCUGGGGGAGGGUUUGCUGUGUGGGCACAGAGGUGAUGCUGAUCUUGCCCAGGAAAUGCCCAGCCCCUGUGUGAGAGCUGCUGCAGCCACACAGCGAUGGGAAGUCUGUGCUGAACAAGGGCACCUGUGUUUGCACUGCUUUCCUCAUGAGAUCUUUUUCCUAAGUUCACUUGAGUUGCUUGUGAAUUUAAUCCUAAACCACAAAAUAACUGACUCAUCCAAACACUUUCUUGCUGUACAGUCUCAGAUUUUUUUUGAUGUUGUUGCAUAAAGAUUGCAUCUCUUUUAUUUCCAUAAAUUCUCAGACACUUAAUAUAAUGCAAAUGGAACCCAAUACACCUAAUUUUCUGCUGUUUUAACCAGGCAGAAGCUCCUCUGUAAUUAAUUUAUGAAUCUAUUUGGUCCGAGCUUGGGCUCCUGUUUCAAAGAUUGAUUACUGUUGAUAAUUCUUGUGUGAUUGAUUACUUGAGUGCAGAUUCAGUUUCCAGGGUGACAGCUGCAGCCUUUGCAGAGAAAACCUCACUGACCCCAGUUUUCAAGUGAUCUCUUGUAUGGACCUUGAAUAGCAAGUUAUAGAUGGGAGAUAUUUUGUACAGUUUAAUUAUAGUUACUGAUAAAGCUGAAAUAGUUUGCUGGAAUACCUUAAAAGUUUUAGAAUUGACAAUUAAACAAGGAACCUCAGCAAAUCAGGGCCUCCUCCAUAUUUUUUGCUUCUAAAGAGUGUUGACUUUAUCUCACUUCACUCUCACUCAGUCUACCAACAGACAUACCCUGAGCCCUGAGCAGGAUUAUGGGACUAGAAGUAGUAUUUCUAUUUUUACCAGUAUUUUUCUGCUCUAGUCCCAGCCAGUACCAGGCAGAAUGGAGAUUUGUGGUUGGCUUGGUUUUUAGAGAAAAGCAUUGCCAAAUGCCUCUGAAAUAAAAAGGAAGGUUGGGUUCAUUUUAGGUGACUCAUCUAAACUCAAGGCUGCUUUUGAAUUUUAUCCAAGCUGGUUCUUCCAUCUCUCUUUGCAAGAGUUAUUUGUAGGAAAUGGAGCUAAAUUGGAGUCACAUGUGCACAGGGGGGGUGUUGCAGGGCACUGGGACUCACCUGGCACGUGCAGGCAGGAUGGAACACGGUGGUGGCACAUGGUCAGGGAGAGCCAGAACCAAACCCUGGCUGUGAAUCCCUGAGCUCUGGGAAACCCAUGCAAGGGUGAGACUUGGGAAAUACCUGAAAGGGACCAAAUGGAUCCCAACCUUGGGUCCAGGCCCAGUUCUCAACACGACAAAUUUUAUUUUCAGAGAAUCCCUGAGAAACAUUUUGUGGAGUUUAUUUUUGUUGUUGUUUGGCUUUUGGGGUCAUGUUGGUGGAGUAUUUUGUCCUUUUUUUUUUUCAAUUACAACAUGGCUGCUUUUCUCUAUCUGCUUCCACCACUGCAGAGCAUGUAUGGAUGGACUUUUUUUUCCUUAGCAGGUGGCAGGUGAAAUCCUGUGAUAUUCUGUUUCCCUCUCAUACUGACCAUACAGUCACAGGAGGGCUGCAGAACACACAGCUUUUUUUCCUUUCUCUCCCUCUCUUUAAGACAGAGGGGCUUUUUCCUGAUUUAGUGUGAUGUCUAAUGAUGCAUCUGCCUAAAAGGAAGAAUGUCUAGGGAAUUAAUUGCACUUAAUUGGUGUUUUUAGAUAUGGUGAAGCAGGAGUAUUGAAUGUAAGAACAAGGAAGCCUGUGAGUGAUAAUUACAUGCUGAAUUCUGACAUGUGAAAUUGUUGUUAGUUUGCUUCUUAUUUAAAUGAUGGGUGAUCCAAGCAGCUUGAGCACCCUGGCAGUCCUAGUACAGCUGUGAUUAGCAAUUAGAAGGCACCCAGGGUCUUUUGGAAAGAGGAAACCUGUCUAGCCAAAACUCUUCUGUUCUCUGAAACGACACAUUCCCCUCCAUAACCCUCUGGAUUUUGUGACACUUCCUAGUCUGGAAGCCUAGUCUGGAAAGGAGGAUCAGCCUGCUGGCUUUGCUGUCACUAGCCUUUGUCUGCUCUCUCAGUUACAAAUCCUGCCCCAAGCUGAGGUGAGCAGCUGCCAGCCCUCAGCCUGAGCUCCUCACGCUGCUCUUGUCUGGAGAGCAGGAGCUGCCUUUGCUCAGGACCCUGUGGCUCCCAGAGCUGCAGAGCCACCACCCAGCAGUGCUGAGGGAGGGAGAUGUGCAGCUGACCUGGAACCUGAUGGUGGGUUACUGUCUGAGACCAUUCAUUGAGUUCGUAUGAUUUCCUCAUCAAGGACAAAGCUGCAAUAUAAAAUAAUAUAACUGAGAGGCCACGAUGUAUUUUCUCUUGUGGUUCAGAGGGUGGGGGUUGGAGGGGCAGCUGGGUUUAAAGUUUAGCUGGUAUACUUUAAACUCUGUGUACAUAACCUUGGAGGACACGGGGGUGGGAAGGGGUCCGUGGUUAUUUUGGUGGGAUUGGUAAACUUCAGGAUGUUUUUGUUUAAAGAGUAAGGUAUUUAAUUAAUGACAUUGUACAAAGAGUUAUUAAUUUAAAUGGUGCUUUUGUUCUCCUACCCCAGACCUGUCUAACCUUUCUUUUUGGCAAGCCUGCAGCAAUGCUGAUCAUGUUGACUUUUGUACCUUGGGGGAGUGUGUGAAAGGGGAGGGGAAAUGCUUUUCUCUUCAGACAAAUAACGUUGCCCAUAGUUAACUUCCUGCUUGGAUAUGUACCUUGAAUUCCCUUGAUGCUGAAUUUUUAUGUGAAGGUCUCUUCAAAGGGACAGAACAAGCAGAGGUUAUUCCAAAAGAUCUCAACUGUAUCAUCUUGUAAUAUAUUGCAGCUUUAUGCCAAUGAUUCCUUGCUUACCUGUACACAGUCCAUGCAUGUUUUGAACUAAUUUUGCAUUCUCCAUUUGUGGUGAGUUACUUAGCAUUUUAACCACCUUUUGUGCCAUUCAACUUGUACAGAAAACAUUUUUAUUGACGUUUUAAAGGGAGGGGGAAGAAAAUGAAAAGACCCCUUCUGCUCUCUAGUUGUAUGUAGAACUCAGUUACUUAGCAAACAGAUGUAGAUGAGUGGUUGUAGUGUUAGAAAUGUUGGCUUGCUCGUGAACAAGCUCUUGAGAGUAAAUGCAUGGUCCUGUACCUCUCUUUUCUUAAUUAGCUCUUCCUUUCCUCCUGGAAAGAUUCUCUCUCUCUCCCUCUCUCUUACUCUUGUCUCUCUCUCUCUCUCUCUCGUGGUUGUAAAGUACAGAUUUGGGCAUAAAUAAAAGGAUAAACAGCCAGGUUUGAAAAGCAGUUCUCAACAGGUUCUCUCGGGGAGCGUACUUCUCGCAGUGCCUUGCCUUGGCACGUUGAUCAGAUCCAGCUUGCAGGAUCCAGCACAGGAGGAGAUCAGCCCCCAGUGCCUCUGCCCGAGCUGGGGAGCGAGUGCAGCCUUUGGAAGUUUGGCUCUGCUGGAGGGUGAGGUGCUGCUGGGCCACUGCAGCUGAGGCAAGAGGCACGAGCGGCGUCGGCCGUGGCCUCCACUCCUGGUGCUGGUGGUGAUGUCCCUGGCACUCGUCCCACGGCCCCUGAUUUGCGGAGUUUGCACACACUUUUGAUUUUCCUGGAUACACAGCAAGGGGGUGGGGAUGGGAUAUGGGAAUUAUGCUGUUGGGGGGGUCUGUAAACAACUCCUUCUCCACACUCCUGAGCUCUGAGUUGAGUACAAGGGGCUUCUUGUUUAUUAGCUGUGGUUCUGUUGGCAGUGGAGGACAGAAAAUGGGCAAAGUCUUGGAAAAGAUGGGGUCACUCACAAAGACGCAUUUUGUAAGAAAUGGACUUAAAGAAACCCCAAAAAGCCGUGCCACAAAAUCACCAAGUGUACCUAGAUCCACACCUCUGUUCCCUAUGGCUCUUCUCCCUUGACAGAAUUUCCUUUUGUCAGAAGAUUUGACUAGGAAAAAAUUCCAUUUUUGUGAGGUGUUGUGAACUGUUUUUACUACUUGUAAUAACCAUCCCGGGUCUGAGUAUUCUUGUAAUGCAAUGCCAUGCAGCAGAGAACCUGUCCACUUUAUAGCUUUGCUCUCAAUAUUUGUUACUCAUUGUUUUCUCAUCUAAAUGUACAUUUGCAAGAUGUGUGUAAUGUCAUUUUCAAAAAAUAAAAUUUGGUUUCAAUAUUUAGGCCGA
This is a messenger RNA of Serinus canaria (Common canary), 12878 nucleotides long. It is a transcript of the gene DCX, whose product is annotated as doublecortin. The coding region runs from base 152 to 1249 and encodes 365 amino acids. Gene Ontology annotation, cellular component: axoneme; neuron projection. The record is from RefSeq and is a predicted model, not a curated record. Gene Ontology annotation, biological process: retina development in camera-type eye; neuron migration; intracellular signal transduction. The transcript has 7 exons. Gene Ontology annotation, molecular function: microtubule binding. NCBI's taxonomy places the organism in Eukaryota, Metazoa, Chordata, Aves, Passeriformes, Fringillidae.